AUGAAAACUCCAUUUUGUGUUCGACUUCAAAUUUUAGGAAUCUAGCAAAAUGAUGAGUUAGAAUAUUUUGAAAAUCCAGAAUUCUUUGAAGAUAGUUAACAUAUUUUUCCUUUGAACAUUUAUGCACAGAGUUAUGGAAUAUAUGUGAUUAGAUUAGAUUAUUAUAUUAAAAAGAAUUUUAUAAAAGAGGAAAAAAUUGUGAAAGGGAAAUUGAUUUUUAGUAAUUGAGUGCAUAAUAAUUUAGCAUUUUACAAUUACAUUACAUAAUAAUUUGUGGAUAUUUAUGACUUAUUAUGUACAGAUAAUAAUUUCAUUAAACUUGAUGGAUAAUUUUGGUUUAAAGAUGAGAAUUCAAUAUCUCCAUUGAUUAUUAGAUUAAAGCUUUAAAUUUAUUAUCAAGAAUAUCUUAAAUAUUAAAACCUUUUGGAAAAUAUUGAAUUAGAAAAAAACAACUUAUAAGGCAAUAUAGAGAAAGCAAAAACUGAAUUAAGAAUUAAUAAUGAAAAUUUCGUCAAUUUUAAAAUGAAAGUAAAUCAACUUAAGCAAUUUUAUUAAAUACAACCUUAAUAUCCAGAGAUUGAUAUUGCUAUUUUAUAUAGUCAUCCAUUAGUAAAUUAAAAUGAGAAACGUGUUAGUCCAGUUUAAUAUUAUGAUGAUAUAUAGAAUUUUAAAUAAAGGAUAUCUGCUCUAAACAAAAAAGUUACAUAUCUUAUAACAUAAGCUACAAAAGAGAAUUUGAGAUAGGUUCUAAAAUAUAAUCCAAAAAUUAUCCACAUUAUUGCUCAUGGAGAAAAUGAUACAAAUAAACUAAAUCAAUAUUUAUAAUUUGAGAAUAAUUGUACAGAUGAUUUUGUCUAUAGAGAAGAUUUAUAAUAAAUCAUGAAAGAAUCUAAAAAAUCAUUAUUAUUUCUAGCUUGUUGUUAUGCUGGAGAAAUAGCUAAAAAUAUUUAAUAAUAUGCUACAACAAUAGCAGUAGAUAAAGAACUCAAAAUGUUAGAUGAUGCAGGCAUAUAUUAUUUCUCAUCUUUAUAUGAAAAUUUGUUAUCAAAGAAAACAUUAUAGACUAGUCAUGAAUAAGCUAAAAAAAAUGUAGAAGAACAACUUGGAGAUAAGAACUUUUAAUGUUGUCAUUGUCAUUCUCAUAGAGAGGCAUGCAAAGAGAUAUUUGGAAAAUAUAAUGAUUUAUGUUUUAAACAUAAAUCUUAGUGUAAAUGUGAAGAAUCUGAUAAAAUAAAUGAUAAAUUAUCACAUCUAUGGGGUCCAAAUUAUAAAUGUUAAGAUAUUUGUGAAGUUAUUUUAAAUUAAGUAUAAGAAUAAAAGAAUAAAGAAUUUGUUAAUAUUAAAUUAGAUGAAUUUGCUUAAGAUGGAAUUCUAAGAGUUUGCUGUUGUGAAUUGGCAGAAAAAUUAUAAGAUGAUGUUUCCACUUUCAUUUAACAUACAGAAUCAGAGAAAUUUCAAAUAUUUUCAUAAAAUUCUACUUAAUCAUAAAUAUUUAAUAAUGUUGAAAAAGGUAAUCUAGUUGAAAUUAAUUAACUAUCUUGGGAAGAAUAAUAUUUAAUUGCUUGGAAAAAAGAUGCAAAAGUUAUAUAUAACAAAUUAACUGAGACUUUUUAUUCCAAAAAAAGAUAAAUCCUUAAAAUAUGUGCAGGAACAUCAAAAGGAGAAAGAUUUGUUAUAAAAUUUGCUCAUCAAGUUUCUAAGUAUUUUAAAGUAAUUUAUAUUAAUGAAAAAUUAGUUUAGGAAAUUAAAAUUUUACAAAAGGAAUGAAAUUGAAGAUAUUUAAAUAAUUGAAAUUCCAUUAGAUAAAAUUGAAUAACUAUUAUUAAAAAAAUAUGAAACAAGAAUAAGUUACAUAUUUAUUAUAUGUCAAUUAUAAAAAGAUCUUUUUAUUAAAAGUAUAGAAUAAUUGUUAUAAUUGAAUCAAAAAGGAACUAUCAUUCUUAUUUCAUAUCAAGAAUUAUUUGAAUUAGAUUUGGAUUCUAACUUUUAUAAAAUAUAACUUAAAGAUUGGGUUAAUAAUAGUGAUAAAAAAGAAAAAUGUGAUUAUUAUAAAAUUCUUAAUGAAUAUGGUGAUGAAUUGACUUAGAAAAUUAUUGAAACUGUUGGAGAAGAUAAAAUAAAAAAACUAAAAUUUGAUCAAUUAUUAGAUUAAAUUGAAAUUAUCCUUAAAAAUUAAUAAGAAUAAAUUAAUUAAUUUGUUUAAAAUUGA
This is a messenger RNA of Paramecium pentaurelia, 2209 nucleotides long. The record is from the annotation of a GenBank genome assembly. NCBI's taxonomy places the organism in Eukaryota, Ciliophora, Oligohymenophorea, Peniculida, Parameciidae.